Euleptes europaea (tarantolino) is the source of this 861-nucleotide messenger RNA. RefSeq names its product UBX domain protein 2A (gene UBXN2A). Gene Ontology annotation, cellular component: cytosol; nucleus. Lineage: Eukaryota; Metazoa; Chordata; Lepidosauria; Squamata; Sphaerodactylidae. Bases 3 to 779 code for a protein of 258 amino acids. Gene Ontology annotation, molecular function: ubiquitin binding. The record is from RefSeq and is a predicted model, not a curated record. Gene Ontology annotation, biological process: autophagosome assembly; Golgi organization; proteasome-mediated ubiquitin-dependent protein catabolic process. The transcript is spliced from 6 exons.
AAAUGCAAGAAGUGAACAAAAUUGAAAGUGUGAAACAAGAAUGGCUUUGCAAGCCAAGAACCGACGACCAGAUUCUUAACGGCACAGAUCAAAAAGGUUGUGAUAUUUUUGUCAAUAACCUUUUUGAAGAAGCUCAGAAAGUUGGCACUAGAUGCACUCAUGAGACAAAAGUUAAAAAUCAAGCCGAUACAACUAUUAAGUUAUGGAAAAAUGGAUUCACUGUGAACGACGGUGAACUCCGAAGCUAUACAGAUGCUGCAAACCAGCGGUUCUUAGAAUCUAUUAAAAAAGGGCAACUGCCUCUUGAGUUGCAGAAGGUAUUUGAUAAAGAAGAGGUAGAUGUGAAAGUGGAUGAUAAGAAGGAUGAAGUGUAUACAUUGAGGAAGCCAGUAUUUCACGCUUUCACUGGACAAGGAUACAGGUUAGGAAGUGCCACACCAAGAAUAAUUUCUAAAGUAAAGCAAGGUGUCGAAGAAACUGAAAAAAGACCUACAGUAGUUCUAAAUACUUCGGAACCCAUCACUAGUGUCCAGAUCUGGUUAGCAGAUGGAACAAGGAUAGUACAAAAAUUUAAUGUUACGCAUAGAAUAAGCCACAUCAGGGACUUCAUAAUAAAUUACCCAGGAUCCCACGGAAGAAGUCCGUUCACUCUAACCACGUCGCUUCCAUUUCGAGAGUUACUGGACGAAUCUCUCACGCUGGAGGAAGCUCAUUUAAAAAAUGUGGUUGUUGUUCAGAGACUCAAAAAGAGUAUGGAGCCUUUCAGGAGCAUGUCCUAGCACCAUUUGUCAGGAUCACUGAUGUUACAUCAUGAAGAGGGAGCUGCUGCUGCCGCUGAACACUCUCAGGAAACAAGAGGGG